UGUAUUUUAUAGACGCAGUGACGCCGUCAGUGGCGCGCCGCGGGUCGAGUUCGCUACACGUAUAUUGUCGGUCUGUCUCGCAACUCCGCGACAUACGGUCUACACGCCCCGUCUCGUUUGAAAGAAUCUCGAUCAAUAAUAAAAGCACGACCGAAACUUGAUGCGUCCUUAUCGUUAUCAUCCCAUCCCUACACGUGUUCAUCCGUCUUAAUGCACUGCACAUUUUUAUAUAACCGAUUGUGAUCGACGCCUAUGUACUCGUAGAAUCGCGUGGCGCACCGGCGUCAACAAUGUAGCCAUAGUGACGUGACCGUGUUGACAAUUUGACAGAUUAUUAUGAGGCUACCAUGCAAUAAUUAUUAAUGAAUUUUUAUAAUUAAUUGUUGGGUGUUAUUAUUUUUUUUAUACAUUUUUUAAAUCGACAAUAAUUCAAUAUAUCUAGUUGUAAAAGUGUUAUAAAAUAAUUGGUGAAAAUGGGGAAUGGAAUGAAUAAGGUUCUUCAUGGGCUGUACGUGGGUAACUAUAGGGACUCAAAGGACCCGGUACAGCUUGAAAAGUACAAAAUCACACACAUACUGUCCAUACACGACGCAGCUAGACGAUUGCACGCUGAUAAACACUACCUCUGCAUAAUGGCUUCCGACUCUCCAGACCAGAAUCUGACACAGUACUUCAGUCUAUGUAACGACUUCAUACAUGCAGCGAGAUUAAGAGACGGCAACGUACUUAUUCAUUGUUUAGCGGGCAUGUCCCGAAGUGUGACGGUGGCUGUGGCAUACAUAAUGUCGGUGACCCCGCUCACGUGGAGGGAAGCACUUAAAGUGGUGAGGGCGGGCCGCGCGGUCGCCAACCCCAACUUCGGCUUCCAACGGCAGCUGCAGGACUUUGAGACUUACAAGCUGGUUGAGGAAAGGAGACGACUCAAGGAGCGGUACCCGUCCCUAGCGUUAACAGACCGCGAUCUUUCCGAGUGCCGAAUUAUGCUAGACUCAUAUCAAACGAUGUUGAGCGAGAAGACUAUUUGCGAAGGGAAAUGUGCCAUGGGUCGACAAUGUCCUACAGGUGUUUGUAGAACGGGUUCGAAAAGGCAAUCUAGGCCACGGAAGCCUUCCAUUCCCGUGACAGCGACCGAAACUGUUAGUGGGGGUGGGGGAUUGAGAAGAUCUCCUUCGACUCUGUCUACCACUUCUACAGCAUCAGGAUAUCGUCCCAGAUCCUCUCCAGCAGGUCUCUACAGCUAUACUGGUGCCCCAUCGCGACCGUCGCGGUCCGCAUCAGGGUUAAGCGUGACUCGUAUCACGGACCCGGUCGGUGGUGGGACCGCGAUGGCUGUAGGUGGUACGGAGUACUCGCGGCGUCGCGCUGCAUCCGCGCCGGCUACACCAGCGCUGUCGCCGGCUUCAUCACCACCUGGAUCCCCGCACAGAGCUGCUCAUAGGGGUGGCUGUUCGUGGAUAAUACCCACAAUUAACUGGGACCCUGAAUCGAUGUAGAUACUGUACUGCACUUCCAAGUAUUUGCAUAAACACUUCGCUAACACUCCGUUAAUUCAAGAUCGUGUGCAGUACAACGGUGCUCGUAGCAGGCUGCGCCUCGUCCGUCGUCUCGCAUCCGCCCAGUAUCAUCCGCACAACGACGUUGAAAGCAUCCAUUUUAAACGUAAUAUUUAUUGGUCCAGUUGGAAAACAAUGAUUUCGAUCCUGAUCUUAAAAGGUGUCUCUUAUUCACUGGUUUAAUUUCGUUAAGAGAUUGAACGCCAUGUUAUAUAAAUGUCUUCAACGUUGCAUUGAAUUAUUGUUGCGAGAUGCCGCCAAUGUUGAAAUUAUUAACUUAAUUAUUAAGUACACAAUUUAACAGUCAGCAACGAAAGUUGCUGCACAUAAUUUAUUGUAAAAUAUUCCAGAGAAAGAGAGAAAGAGAGAAAGAGAGAGAAUAAGUAUAUUUUACUCGUAAAUUACAGAUCAAAGUGGACAACAAUACAACUUGUUAUCACUAAAGUUGUUAUACCAUAAAUUUAUAAACAUCAUUGAUUAUGGCACUUAUGACGUACUUAAUCCUAUCUGUGUUUUUGUAAUUUUGAAAUUAUAGGUGACUUUUUUAUAUUUUACUUUGUCAAGUGAUUAAAGGUUAAUGUAAUUUUAUAUUUUGUAUCUGUAUAUGGACUUUCGUUGCUGACUGUACCUAAGCUUCGAAGCUGGAAGACGUCGUAUGUUAAUGUAUACACUCUGCCUUAUAUGUCCAAAUAUUUUAGCAUAAGGUAGUGUGUGACACAGUGACGCAUUUGUGCUAUAUAUAUGUUAUGAAAAGACCAUCACUGGAUGAAAUUACAUUGUGAUUAUUUAGCAGUGUGGGUGGAGACGGAUAGCUACACCAUGAAAUGUGUGAAACAUACGCUCAUCAACGAAAUAAUGCUAGUAUCAUUUUGCCAUGGUCGUUGUAUCUAAAUAAUUGUAGCUGAGCUACAAAUAUUUUGCAAUAUUUUAUAUAGGUAGUGCAAUUAUAAUAAUUUUAGGGCAAAUAAAUUAUGAAAAGAAUAUAUUGGAAUUGUUACCUAUCUACGACAAAUUAAAAAUCUUGUUGCCUCUUCAUGUUGAAACUUAAUAAGAGGACAAUAGGUAGGUAAGUAUAUUUAUUAUAUAUUUUCAUAAAAAUAAUGUUUUAAAAGUAAUAUUUCAUACAAUGUAUCAAAGCAAAUUUAAAGAAACAAUAGAUUAUUCAAAAAUAUUUUUGAAAUAUUUUUUUAUAAUUUCAGAAAUAUGCCUGUAUAAAUAUAAAAAUUAGUCCAUUAACUGUUGUGAUUUUAUUAUUUAUUAAAAUUACUUUUAAUAAAUAAUUACAAUUUUUAUAAUUUUUUAUUUAAAUAUUUAUUAAAAACAUUAUUACACAUUUUCAGAAAAUAUAUGGAAUAGUAGGAAAACGUAUUUAUUGGUUUCUAACCUGCCUACCUAUUUACAACAAGUUUCGUUAGCUUUUAGUGUUAUUUUUCAUUUACCUCUUUGUUCAUUUGUGAUUUUAAUUAAUGGAAGAAUAAAAUAAAUUCAUAUAUUAAAUAUAUUUAAUAUUUAAAUAUAUUACCGAGAAAAUGUCUUAUUAUUAAAUUCAAUUAUUAUAUAAAUUACGGAAGCAAGAGUACAACGUGUGUAAUAUCUGAUAAAAAAGAUAUAAUUUAUACAUAAUGGCUGUAUAAAUCGGUAUAGUAUUAAUAGUAAAUUCUAUUAAUUAGGUGCGUAGUUACGUACGUACUUGGUCGACCCAGGUAGCACCUAGUGUUAGUAGGUUCGGAGUAAGAAAAUCUGGCUGGUACAGAUUUAUAAUAUUAAGAUUUCUAUUUUCCAAUGUGUGUAGCGAAAUUUCAAUAAUAUUAGAUACUUAGCUCACAAUUUGCGUGGCAUGAGUAGAUAUUUUUUAAGAUUACAACUUUCAGUCACGGCAAGUUAAAUUUAGAAAUUAAGAGCAUCUAAUAAAGCACGAAAGGUUGAACGGUAAGCUUGAUUUUAAGGGAGCAAACUAUUUAAAAGCCUUAAAAUUAUUCUACGAGAUUUAGUUUCAUUUUUUUCACUUAUUACAUAGAAAACUUUAUUAGGUACCCGCUUUCAUUAUUAUUUUUAUUUAUUUCUUUAUUAAUAACAUAAAAUAAACUAAUUAAUACACAUUUUAGUUAGGUACAAAUUGGAAUAUACCUACACAUAAUAAUUUAGCACUAUUAUGGAAGGGUUGUGCUAGCAAAAUCUCACUUAUUAAGUAUCUAAUAAAAAGUGACCCCCAUUUUAUGAAGACAAUUGAUAAAAGUAAAUCUGCAAUUUCCCAAAGUAUAUCUCCCUAUACCUACUAGUUAUUGAGAAGCUCCUAGUACUUUUUUUCAUAUGUGAUUAUGGGGAAAUCUUCACAGAUAUGCCGCACGUUUCAGUCAGUGAAACGAGCGGAGUUAUGGGAUUCUUAUACUAUAAAAAACUCAUUUAUCGCCUUUUUGGAUGCAGUGCCGAAACCACGUAGCCGCCUUUCGUGCCGCUACAGAACAUAACAAUAUAUAAUUAAUGUCACGUAAUAAAUUUAAUUAUAUUUCACACGCUAGGAUAUUUCAGUUUUUAUAUAUUUAUUUAAAUUGCAAAGCAACCUAGAGAAAAGCAUAGGGCUAAACCGUUAGUAUCUUUGCUUUUCAAAAAUCUUCACAAUAAAGACAAGGAGUGUUUUACGUUUUCUCUAUCGUACUACUCUAAGUAGGUAUCUCUGAAAUUCAUCAUUUUGAUAAACAGGCAGACAGUUAGAUUUCAAUCUCAAUAUUGCCAUCUAUCGAUUCCAUGACGUAAAAGUUAUAAAUCUAAAAAUAGACUACCUAUCAAACAUUAUUAAUUUUGGAGUCCUGAAUGAAUGCUUAAAAGUAUUUUAGUAUCAUACCUUUCGGGUGCAAAUAUUAUAAUUUAGUAAGCAUUCACGUAAUUUGUACGUCUUAUUUCUAAGUCCUAACCUUAUUAUAUAAUAGUAAAUUAUUUUUAAAUGUUAACUUUAGCCUCGUAUUUUGUAAAACCUUGUUGUUGCUCAAAUUGAAAACAAGUCCGUUCCUAUCCUAGCACUGCACAAUUUAAUUUCGUUCGCACUUGUAUAUAAUUGUCAUAUUGUGCUAAAUCUAUUUAUAUUUAGCAAUUAAAGAGUGAAAACUCAAUUCUAGGGUUGAACUAUGUUGUGAAAUUUUGCAUAUCUCGUAUCUCUUUUUCUCAUUACUCCAGGCAUAGCCUGAAUUAGAAAAUUGUGAUUUACAUAGAUGCCUUUAGUACCUACGGUGGCAUUUGUAGUUGAUUAGUAGCUAAGUACUUAACUUGUUCGGGUGAGCUGAGGGCAGUGGUUGGAACAAGAGGGUAGGUUCAUGACGAACCAUGAAUAAGAAGUCUAAUGUAACUUAUAUUUUGUUAUUCUUUUUUAUUUUUAUUAAAAGAACAUGCGAUUUACCUGAUGGCAAGUGAUUAUCGCCACCCAUAGGCACCCGCAAUAUCAGAGAAAUUAUAGGUGUAUUGCCGGCAUUUUUAACAGUAAUAUACUUUUUUUCUUGUAGGUUCCAAUGUUUCAAAGAGACACAAUGUAUUUAUGAUCGACAAAGACAUCGGCAAUAAAUAUUACAUUAAUAUCACACUGUUUUUGUAGGUCUUUUUUGGAAAUAUAAAAUACUAAUAAAAAGUUAAAAAGCAGAAUAGUAAUUUCUACAAUAGGUAUUUAUAUAUUUAUGUAUAUCCAUAUACUGUACGAGACAUAAGUUGUUUUACAAGGAAUAUUUAUUUUUAUUCGAGUACGUUAAACCUCAGAAGUUUUUAGAAGACUAUUUAUGAAAGUGACCAAUUAAGUACCUACCUACUUAAAUUGUAUAGGUAGUGCCCAUGAGUAUAUAUAUACCAGUGCCCUCAGACUCAAUCAGACAAUCCUUUGAAAUGAUUAUGAAAUGCUGCCACUGUAGCUUUGUUAAGAAAUUGUCAUGAAUUAUCAUAGAUACAUAAAUUAUUAUUUAAACAUUUGUAUAAAAUUGAGAAGUGACAAAACGGAAAAUGGAUUUUAUGUAGAUACAAUAUAGAUUUAUGAGAUAAAAUAAAUAUAAAAGAUGGAUUGUAUGUGAGAAAAUACGAAGAAAUGAAUUUCUGUAGUAAGGCGAGUGGGAUGCCUGGAUCAGAACUAGCCCUUAAACAAGUGAUAAACAAAUUUAUCGAUCGAUAGAUUUUUACUACUGCAUAUAUGGGACAGUAAUGUCUGGCGUUUUGUUUUUCGUCAUGUGUGUCAUAAUUGAAAUACAUAUAUAAUAGGGGUGAGUAAUAUAUAGCAAUAUCUGUAUAUCGUAAUUAAAAUAUAUGGAUAUUGACCCAAUAAUCCAAUAUUAUAAUAUUGAAAUGAAGAACUCGAUUGAAAUGAAUAUAGAUCCAACUGGUAUGGGCGAUAUUCAAUUGAUUGAUGACCUUUUUUCCGCUAUCAUUGUCCAGAGGAACCCAAUAUAUAGAUAUCGGUAUGGUACCGAUAUUACCCAUGCAUAAUAUAUAGAUAAUUAGACAUACACCGAUAGAUUUGUGACUUGUUUCGGGGCUAGAAAGGGGGUAAAAUGUAGAAUAAAAAGCGCAUUUUUGCUUUCUUUAUUUAUGCUAUAACGAUCCUGCAUAGUGAGAAAAGAUCUCAAGGGUGAUGACAAACUACAGAUAAAAAAUACCAAAAAAAAAUCUCAAAAUAACAUCAAUUGGCAUAAAUAGAUAUCUGAAUUAUUUAGAGUGACUACACAAUGGAUGGUUACUGUAAGAUUAAGUACCUAUACACAUUAUUAUUACCCCCAAUAAAAAACAAAUAACGACCAACGUGUGUUUACAGCUGAUACGAAUAUGUAAAAUGUGCUGUUUCUAAAUGCUGACUAUAUAAAUGCGAAAUGCUCUAUGUUAUGUUUAACGCAUGUUUAUCAUGUCAACAUUUACGUAGGUUCACAAAAAUAAAUUCGUGUCAGAUAUAAACGCGUGUUGCCCCUGCAAGCGUUUAACGCCUGUCAUCCGAAUGUAGCCUUAUGGAUUGUUAUAAGUAGGUAGAUAUAAAAUUGAAUUUCUGUCCCUCACACCACGUUUACCUUGAACAUGAACCUACCGACUCGUUUAUAUCUAGAUGGAGCGUCCACUGUCAAAAAUGUCUUAAUUAUUCACCCAACUUAUUAACUGACAAGUAUAAUAUUUGUUUUAAACAAAAAUUUUCCCAUUUUUCAAUGUUGCAGUUAAUUAUUAUAUUUGGAUAUCACUAUUUACGCACAUAAUAAUUAAUUGUGUAAAUUAGUUUCAUUUAGGUAUAAUAUAAAAUUGACACAAACACUUAUAAAAAAAUAUUUGUUUUAGAAAAGCGUUUGUAAAUAGAUGCUCUAUCUAGAUAUUAUUAAUCUAUCCUACAAAAUAUAUACCUAUAAGUGAUUAUACCAAAUUUUAUACAUGUUGUGUUGUGAUAAGUAAAUCUAUAAAACCUUGUUUUUUGGUUGUGUAAAUAUCUUCAUAGCCGUUUCCAUCAGUACCUAAACCUAGGUGGAGUCGCAAACAUGACAUAUUUUAGGACUUGUAGGUAUUUUGAUGAAAACUAGGCCAGUGAUUCCAUAUAACAGCAAACACCGCGUAAAUACUUUUUUCUCCAACAACAGCGCCAUUAGCGAUUAAUUAACAAAAGACAGAAGUACAUAUAAGUAUAAGAAUAACAGCAAUUUUAGUUUGCAAAUUAUUUGCUGUUAUAGGGACUACAUCCUUAGAGAUUGUGAUAAAUUUGACCAUCCUUGAUGCUAUAUGAUGCUAUUGCUGAGUGUACCAGAGCAUUAUUAAUUUGCCAAUUCAAUUAUAGCAAAGCAUUUCGAAAAGUUUAGGUACUUAAGUAUGUAUAGGUACCUAAAUAAUAUUUUAUUUUAUCGUAUGGUGGCCAUAUCGUAACUUACUCUUGUGUUAUUUGCAUUAGUUUAAUAUCAUGAUGUUAUUUUUAUAAUACUUACCUAUAUUUAUAAACAAAAAUAAGACAGAAAUUUAAAUAUGUACAUGGUGGUUUUUUACUUUUUUUUUAAGUACGUUUGUUCCGUUGUGGAACAUGCUAAGGUCGGAGACCAUACUGCCUAAUUUUCAAUGUGAAAAUUUGUCUGAAAUUUUAUGUUUUUUACUAUUAAUCAUUUAGUUUUUUUUUAUUACUUAUAUUUAAGUAUCCGGGAAAAAAUAUUCAAUAUGGCGGAUUUUUAAUCCUCAUCAACCUGAUAAUUGAUGAUGUGGCCGUUAUAUGGUAUUUUAGGGUAUUUUAUAUAACCUGUUAUGGUUACACAAUUGAAUUCAGAGAUUUAAAAAAUGAAGCAAUAAAUAUAAGUAAGUACCUAUUUUGUGAUUGCAAAUAAGUACUUGGAAAUCAUAAUAAUUACUGCAACU
Messenger RNA from Galleria mellonella (greater wax moth), 7889 nucleotides. Its product is annotated as dual specificity protein phosphatase 22. Gene Ontology annotation, biological process: protein dephosphorylation. Lineage: Eukaryota; Metazoa; Arthropoda; Insecta; Lepidoptera; Pyralidae. The record is from RefSeq and is a predicted model, not a curated record. The coding region runs from base 474 to 1493 and encodes 339 amino acids. Gene Ontology annotation, molecular function: protein tyrosine/serine/threonine phosphatase activity. Gene Ontology annotation, cellular component: cytosol. The transcript is spliced from 9 exons.